UACAGUGGGACUUGGAUCUGACACUCCGAAAUCUCUCCCCCAUGAAUCCUGUUCUCAGACGCCUAAAAAUCUACACCUCCCCCUCUUUAUCGCUAUCUCCCUGAUAAUCCCACAAUUUCCUUUUUAUGGGCUUUCUCACUCACUGGCUCUGUCCAAUCCCUCCAUGGCUGUCAUCUUCUCCACUGAUUCUCUACUCUCUGCAAGAAUGAAACAGUCACCUCCAUACCCUUUCUUCAGAAACACCCACUUCUGAACAACUCUGAAGAAUGAUAGUUCUUAGGGGUAGAAGUCUGAUCUGGGUGUUUAUGUGAAGCCAGCUCUGGCUCUCGGAGUGUGAAAUUUUUUACUGUUCUAGUCUUUGUAAGACUAAGUUCCAUUACUCUAUGGGAAGAGAAGUCAGAUAAUGAUAGCUCUGUGACUUUUUCGUUUUUGGUUUUGAAGUGGGAUUGGGAAAGUUGGGUUUUUGAAGAAUUAAUUUCUUUUAUUGUUGUUUGGGAAAAAUGAUAUCUUCGGGGAUAAAUUUGGUGAUGACGGUGAUUGGGUUCGGGGUGAGCACCAUGUUCAUCGUGUUCGUAUGCACGCGACUCGUUUGCGCUCGGAUUCACUUGAAUGCUACCAGGCGCUCCUUACCAGUCGCUUAUAGAUCUGAUCUCAGUAUCCUGGAGCGAGGUUUGCAUGGUCUUGAACCUGUGGUUGUAGCAAAAUUUCCUACAAGGAAGUUUAGCGAUGAAUAUUUCUCGGCUUCAGAAAAUACUCAAUGCACUGUUUGCCUUGCAGAAUUCCGCGGUGAAGAUACAUUGCGUAUCCUCCCCUACUGUGGGCACUUCUUCCAUGUUACCUGCAUAGACAUAUGGCUGCAGCAACAUUCAACAUGUCCUGUUUGUCGAAUAUCAUUGCGUGAGUUGUCCGAGAGAAAACGGUUGAUGCAGCCCUUGUUCAGUUCAGCUGUUCGAUCCAAUUACAGGGCGGAGUCCUUCAACUCCCAUUCUUUUCACUGUCCACUGAGAACCCAUGGUAGCCGUGGGAUGGACCCAAUUCAAGAGGAUCGUUGUAUGCCUGAGGGUAAUAGAGCUGAAGCUGGGGAAAACAUCUCCCCAUUAAGUGAGGGUGAUCAGAUCACAAAAGACUCAGUAACCAAGCAUGUAGAAAGCCCCUCAAAUCCCUAAAUUCAUCAAUUUCUUGGAAUCUAAGCUGCUGCAUUAAUCAGGAAUUAGGAUUAGUUGGAGAUUCAAAUGGGUAUGUCUGAAGAUUUGGAAUUGAAUCCAUUGGAAGUGUAACCUAGGAAGUUUAUUGUUUUCUACUUUUCUCUUGUGGGUUAAUGUAUAUAUUGCAAAAAAGUGAUUUGUUUUUACCUUUCUCACUUCUCCCUUUGACAGUGUGUAGCAUUGGCAGUUUUGUAAGUUUCAGUUGUAUAACUAGAAUUAUUUGAAGAGCUUUGCAAACCCCCUUCCCUUGUAGAAGCAUAUGUAGCUUCUUUUCAUUUGUCAGAAUUUAAUAGGUUAUGUGAUUGUCAAUAUUUUUGUU
This is a messenger RNA of Corylus avellana, 1524 nucleotides long. RefSeq names its product putative RING-H2 finger protein ATL61. The record is from RefSeq and is a predicted model, not a curated record. NCBI's taxonomy places the organism in Eukaryota, Viridiplantae, Streptophyta, Magnoliopsida, Fagales, Betulaceae.